Messenger RNA from Phycomyces blakesleeanus NRRL 1555(-), 1238 nucleotides. RefSeq lists its product as hypothetical. The record is from RefSeq and is a predicted model, not a curated record. Bases 1 to 879 code for a protein of 292 amino acids. The transcript is spliced from 4 exons. NCBI's taxonomy places the organism in Eukaryota, Fungi, Mucoromycota, Mucoromycetes, Mucorales, Phycomycetaceae.
AUGUACUCUCCAGACCAAUGGGAAAUUAUAUCUGAAGUUUCUAGUGUUGCUUGCAUUACGGCGGUUUCAUUAGUAUUUGGGCGCAAAGUGGCCAGUAUAGACGGUCCAAUCCUAUAUAUCCGAACGUUACUUCUGACGAUAUAUGGAAUUACCUGGGCAUUUGAUCUGAUUGCUUGUAUGCUAAUGAGCACAAAUAAUGGAAACUCUAUAUCGUGUGUACUUGGACUCUUCAACUGCGUGUUUCUAUACACUGCUGCCAAGAUUGUGCUAUAUCUUUAUUUUAUCGAAAAGAUUUAUACAAUGUCUAUCCCAAAAACAUCCAGGCUUCGUUCUCCUCUUUAUGUGAUCAGCAUUGGGCUAUUGGUACCUUUUGUGGCCUUGAUGGUCCUGCAAAUAAUAUACCGUGUUACACUAGUAGGGGAGGAGUUUCCGUUCCAUUGCUCCAUCGGCAUUCAAUUACCAGGUUCAAUUCCGACGAUGUGCUAUCACAUCUUGGUUAUCUCAUCAUUUUUGGGAGUAUUCAUCAAGUUUGCGUUCUUUCCGAGUACAGCCCAGCAGACAACGCACCAAGCCUCAUCUUUGCAUGCAUUAGCCAAACAUAAUUGUAUUGCCGCUUUUGUAACUCUAGUACUCACAACCGCCAAUGGUCUCUUAAUGGCUAUUACAGAAGGAAAGAUGCGCGGUAUUGUUUGGCUAAGUAUCUCAACUCUGGAUAUAUCCAUUGUUGCUUGUGUCACUCACUGGGUUGCAAGUCACCCAGCUGAAUUACAGUUCUACGAAAAAUCGCUUCAACAAAACCAUGGCGACAAGGCUAUAAGACUGGAGAUCAAGCAACAUCAAGAAGUAGUGAUCCUGACCGAAUUUAACACUGUUGCUUAGUGUUAAUAUGCUGGCAAUUGUACAAUAGUUUUUGAAAAAAAGCUUAUUUCCCUUUUAACUUAUUACUACUACUAUUAUUAUUUUUACAAUUGCGAUUACCAUUACCAUUAACAUUACCGUUACCAUUAUCAUUAUCAUUAUCAUUAUCAUUAUCAUUAUCAUUAUCAUUAUCAUUAUCAUUAUCAUUAUUAUUACUACUACUAUUAUUAUUAUUAUUAUUUUCAUAAUUAUCUCCCUUUUCAGGGGGGAAUCAUACAGGAGACGGGAUGAUCGUCUUACAGUUUUACUGGACUUUUCUUAAAUACAUACAAAUGUACAUAAAUACAUGCAUACACAUAUAAAUAUAUACUCCUUUACUA